CGCAUUGGAUGAAAUUACAUUCGUUGUUCUGCUGCAGCACGGGGCGUUUCUUUCCUCCUUACUCUGGCAAUUUACUCUAUAUAUUAAACAAGUGAUACUACGUGGCUCCAGCUAAUAAACCUGAAAGGACGGGAAAAGAAACUAUGGCUCGACUAGAAACGACAGUGUUGAUGGCAGCGAUGUUGUACUGGGUGGCCUUGGCGGAGAAUCCUGCUUUGCCCACCUUGCAACUGUUCACCCAGACCAACUCCAAAGGGGCCGUGCUCACUAUCAACAGACCGUAUCAUAACUUGGGUGAUGUGGGCUUCGAUGACGUCACUCAGAGUAUCUGUGGCUUUGGCUUGUGGUUCUUGUAUGCAAAUGAGGGCUUCUCCAAGAAAUCAGAUUUCGUGCUUCAAUUUGCCUCUCCUUCUCGCCACUGCAAGGAUCUUGAGUUCUCUCAGAGGGAUAAGGUCACAUCAGCGCGUUACGCCGGCACUGAAGACUUCACUCACCAAACGCUGACAUUGUACAAAGACGAGAACCAGUGUGGCGAUGAGAUCUUGGUGCUGAAGGACAAUCACUACAUUUCGCACUUUAACGACGAAGCAACCAGCUUUGCCGUGACUGGGAAUUCGAACUGGACUCUCUAUGAUGACGCUGACUUUGGUGGUGACUCUGCAUGCUUGAUCCCAUUCGACGAUGCUGGCUGGUAUUACGGGGUGUGGAAUGAGGUAGGCUUGGGUAACGACGUGGUAUCGUCUGUGAAGAAGGGCUGCCACUCAGAUAACAUCGUCAAGUAUGAUCCUACAAAAUAACCAUAGCUUGCAAGCAACUCAAUAGAACGUGCUCCCCCCCCCCCCUCACCAAAUCCCAUGCCCGUUGUUGCCGGG
This is a messenger RNA of Penaeus chinensis, 872 nucleotides long. RefSeq lists its product as uncharacterized. The record is from RefSeq and is a predicted model, not a curated record. Lineage: Eukaryota; Metazoa; Arthropoda; Malacostraca; Decapoda; Penaeidae. The transcript is spliced from 6 exons. The coding region runs from base 144 to 797 and encodes 217 amino acids.